GAAUUUCUUACGUCAAAAAUAAGAUGUUAGGUUAUGCUUUGCAAAUAUGUAUUCUUAUAGUAUUUUAAAAUAUUUAACACGAGAAACUAAAAUACUUGUUAGAUAUAAACAUCCGCCAAAUCAUUGGUCUGUCGUUCGAAAGAAAGUACAUCCUGUCGAUAAAGCCCUAAACCAUUUCGAUGAUUUUUAUGAACAAGUAUUUGGUAAAAAUUGGUUAGCGAUUCGUAGAGCGUUAUUAUGUAAAAAUAAAUAUGUAGCCGUACUCAACUAUUAUGGAGAUAUUGAAGAUACUAAAUACAAUUUGGAACUCAAAGGGGCUUUGAAUAUGCGCGUCUUAUUCGAUUUAGAAAAAAGUUACAUUCGAGAAAAAACAGAAAAUAUCGAUAUCGUAGAAGAAAUAUCGGAAACUGUUCAAGAAUUCGAUAAUCAGCCUAAAGAUGCAAUAGUUGAAACUCAAAAGUUACAAGCCAAAGAUCUUUCGUUAAAAAGUAGUCUCGAAAAGGCGGAAUACGAUACUAGACGAUUAGUAAACGUUCAAGAUGCUCUUUCCACAGAAAUUUUAUACGAAUUUAUUCCGACGACUAAAAUUAAAGGCAAAGAGGACUUUCUAUUAGAAUCUACUCAUUAUAAAUUGUAUGAUCAAAAUACGCAAUUCGGCGUAAAUGUUGAAAAAGAAUACGACUUUCAUUUUCCCGAUCAUUUAAAUAUUUAUUGCUUCGAAGAAGGGAAUAAAAGUGAAUUUCCAUCGCCGAAAAAAUCUAUAACAGGCGUUUAUAACUAUUAUUUAAUGGACGGCGGUUCAGUUCUACCGGUUUUAGCAUUAGAUAUUAAACCUGGUAAUAGAAUUUUGGACAUGUGCGCAGCUCCUGGGGGUAAAAGUCUCCUAGCACUGCAGACUUUGUAUCCCUCCAGUAUUGUAUCGAACGAUAUAUCUUAUUCUAGGGCUAAUAGGAUCGAUAACGUUUAUAAACAAUUCUUGUUUGAUUUCGACGAAAAAUGGCUUCAAACAGGUAAAAUUAGAUUAACCAAUUAUGAUGGGAGAAUUAUAGAAGAAGAUACUUUUGAUAGGAUAUUGGUCGAUGUUCCUUGUACUACAGAUAGACAUUCCCUACAUGAAAACGAUAACAACAUUUUCAAACCUUCGAGGAUCAAGGAAAGACUCCAAUUACCGGAACUUCAAAGACAACUUCUUUUUCAAGCUUUCAAAUUAGUGAAAAUAGGAGGCGUAGUUGUGUAUUCGACUUGUUCUUUGAGCCCUAUCCAAAAUGAUGGGGUCGUACACAUGGCUCUGAAGCAAGCUUGGGAAGAAACCAACAUGGAAUUUAUCGUCAAGGAUCUAUCUCAAGCUUUAUUACAAACGAAAAGGGUGUAUGAAUAUGCAGAUGCGAAUAUAUUGAGAUAUGGUCAUUUAAUCGUACCGUCUAUGAAACAAAAUUACGGUCCAACUUAUUUUUGUAAAUUACAGAAAAUAAAAUAAAUUUCAUGUUUUCA
Molecule: messenger RNA, 1491 nt
Organism: Diorhabda carinulata
Lineage: Eukaryota; Metazoa; Arthropoda; Insecta; Coleoptera; Chrysomelidae
Product: 5-methylcytosine rRNA methyltransferase NSUN4
Exons: 5
Coding region: 47-1477 (476 amino acids)
Biological process (GO): rRNA methylation
Cellular component (GO): mitochondrial large ribosomal subunit
Molecular function (GO): methyltransferase activity
Source: RefSeq, a predicted model, not a curated record